Messenger RNA from Leptopilina heterotoma, 1426 nucleotides. RefSeq names its product helix-loop-helix protein 13 (gene Fer2). Gene Ontology annotation, molecular function: DNA-binding transcription factor activity, RNA polymerase II-specific; RNA polymerase II transcription regulatory region sequence-specific DNA binding; protein dimerization activity. Bases 544 to 1227 code for a protein of 227 amino acids. NCBI's taxonomy places the organism in Eukaryota, Metazoa, Arthropoda, Insecta, Hymenoptera, Figitidae. Gene Ontology annotation, biological process: developmental process; regulation of transcription by RNA polymerase II. The transcript has 5 exons. The record is from RefSeq and is a predicted model, not a curated record.
UCUCUCUCAUAUUUUGCUAAAGUACUAGAAAAAAAAUAAAAUUUUCGACGGCAGUAACAAUAAACCGCAGAAACACUCAUACUCCAACUCGCGAAAUAAAUGCGCUAUUAAAUUUUCGCCAAUCACUGACUAGUUUGAUAAUCGGUUAACUCGCCGAGAGUUAGGAUUGGUCCAAGGCUCCGCCCAGGGGUUGAUAUUGAUCACCCCUCGGUAAUGCAGCAUCCCCUAUAUAAACCGAAUACCCUGGGAUUUAUCAGAUAGUUAGCUACCAGUUCAAAAACAGUGAAUGACAGUUCUGAAACAAUUUUUAUACGUCAAAAAUGAUCUAUUUUACUCGCUUAGAUUGAAAAAAAAUUUUUUUUGUCCAUUUUCAAAUUUGAAAAAAGAAACAACCAGUGAAAUUUUAAAUUGUUCCUGUCGAUAGAAAAUGUAUUCGAAAAAAUUGUCUUCCGCAACGAAAAACAAAAAUAAAAGUGUGAUUUUGUGAGAGAUUUUGUUAUUUUUGAUCUGUUGGAAAAUUUGAUUGGAAAACAAGAGACCAAAAUGGCAACUCAUUUCGAGUAUGAAGAUAGAGGACAGAGGAUUCGUCAUCGAAUUGGGACCACUUCUAGACCUGCUGAUUCUACUGUCGCGUGUUCAAGUUCGCAAUAUUACGUGGGCCCAACCAAUGACAUUAGCGAAGAGGAUUUAGUGGAUUUACCCUCAUGUGUCUAUGCGGGAAGAAAUCCGCAUCACGUGACGCAUACAACGUCACAUUCACAUUCACCUUUACAUUACCACAUACCAAACACAACACCAGAUCACAAUGACAUUGAUAUGAAUGGAGUUGAGGAAAGUUACUAUCCAAACGGAAGUCCCUAUAGAAUUCAAAGACACGCCGCCAACAUUAGGGAGAGAAAACGAAUGCUAAGCAUCAACUCGGCUUUCGACGAACUUAGGGUUCAUGUACCCACCUUCCCUUACGAGAAGAGACUCUCAAAAAUUGACACCCUUCGAUUAGCGAUAGCGUACAUAGCACUACUUAGGGACGUUCUGGACGCGAGAUUAGAUCCUUUGACUUACGUCGAAAGGUGCCUUCGAGGGGAAAUUAGUGGUGUACGAGCCGAAUGGAACACUAGUGAUUUGACGGCCCGAUUAUCCUGGAUAAAUUGGGAGAACCUUGGAGUCAAUCCAAAUAGGCGAUCAGUGUUAACUAAUUUAGCACUAACAACUGACAAUAUGACCUAAAAAUAAGGAAAUUAAUUAGUUUUCAAAACAAACAAAAAAAAAAACACUGUAAAAAAACAAAAAGAAAUUAUAGUGCCAAACAAUUAGCAUAAAAUUUCUAGUCUUUGUGCAAUAAGAAAUUACGUUGUAUACUUUACAUCAAUGUAUUAUGUAUAUAUAAAUAUUUAAUCCAAAGACCUAAUUAUGUAUUUAGAUACUA